AGACGAUUAAUCAUUAAUCGCAAUGGAUCGGAUUUUUGGAAACGUCAAUAAUAGAUUCAAGAACAUCGGUAAUAUGGAGGGUAAGCGAAUGGCCCUCAAACUCGUUGGAUUCUACGCCGUGGGCUGGACUCUACGCAAGCUUCUCAAAUGAACAAUAUUUUGAAGCUGUCAUUGUAAAUUUUAUGUUCGAAAAUUCAAAAUUUUGUGAAUUAAAAAUGGUUAAAAUUGUACCUCAAA
Messenger RNA from Drosophila innubila, 237 nucleotides. RefSeq lists its product as uncharacterized. The transcript has a single exon. Bases 23 to 151 code for a protein of 42 amino acids. Lineage: Eukaryota; Metazoa; Arthropoda; Insecta; Diptera; Drosophilidae. The record is from RefSeq and is a predicted model, not a curated record.